This is a messenger RNA of Penicillium cosmopolitanum, 486 nucleotides long. Its product is annotated as GFA family protein. The transcript is spliced from 2 exons. Gene Ontology annotation, molecular function: carbon-sulfur lyase activity. The record is from RefSeq and is a predicted model, not a curated record. NCBI's taxonomy places the organism in Eukaryota, Fungi, Ascomycota, Eurotiomycetes, Eurotiales, Aspergillaceae. Bases 1 to 486 code for a protein of 161 amino acids.
AUGCCUCCUCUCACCGGAAACCCCAAUUUGCAUGCGACCAAGGAUUUCAUUGAGGGACUCGUUGGGCAUUGCUUAUGUGGAUCGGUGAAUGUUACAAUCAAUGAUCCAGACCUGUUUACUAGAAGAAGAGGGCAUCUCUGCCACUGCGCCAACUGCCGAAAGGUUUCAGGCAGCUUUGCGGCGAGCAAUCUGAUCAUCGAGCAGGAUAAGAUUCAGAUUGAGGACCGUGAUUCCACGCUUGCUAUGUUCUUGGAUACUGAGACGGGAAGUGGCAUUCCGAUCGAAAGGUGGUUCUGCUCACGAUGUGGAAAUCCGAUAAAAUCUGUAACACCUACCUUGGAAGGGAAAGUCGUCAUGAAAAUGGGACUGUUCCCCAGAAUCCCGGCACCAGAGUUUGAAACAUUUGGUCUGCAUAGACACGAGUGGCAAGGGUAUCACCCCGGCGUGGAAGUGUAUAAGAUCAAGGCAUUUGGGGAAAAGGUUUAG